AUGCCUGCUCCUUACUCUGACAAUCUCUAUUCCGCCGACUCUGACGACGAACACGAUCAAGGACAACCCGAUGCCCUCUCACCAACUGACGGUUACUUCCACGCGUCGUCCGAGUCGUCGUCAUCUCGUUCUCCUCAUGUCCCAAACGUGCUUGUCGAGGACCCUUCGCAGUUGAGUCGCGAUGCUAAAGUCCAAGAAGCUGAGAGGGAGAGGAGGUUAUUAAAUAAUGGAGGUUCUGCUGGCACUGCCUCUUUACACCAAGAGCUGGAAAGUGCAGGAGGUUCUGAGAAUCCAAUCGCCGCAACUCCUCAGCCUGAAUUACAGUCACAGUCACAGUCUUAUCUCCAAAGAAUAUCAACGUUUGCUCAUCCUGUUGAUGCCCCGCCUGCUUAUUCACCUUCGCCUACUUCACCAACAACAGUCAACAACUAUCAGACCUUCACUUCCACUGCUACCAUGGGUCGACCAGAAGAGACUCAGCCUUUGAUCACUCAUUCUCAUGCGCCUCAGUCUAUGAGCAACCCGCCGGCCAACCCAAGUCAAGACGACCAGCCUUCACGCUGGCAAAAGUUCAAAGACUUCGUCGCCAGACUCAACAUUCGAAGAAGAAUCAAGACCUUCCUGGCUUCGCUCUUGAUCUUUACUGUCGUGUUUAUGAUCUUCAGUAGCUUUACCAUGUCGUCAAGCCACGGAUCACACACAUCCCCAGUCCGAGAUAAUGAUCCCGUCGCUCCACCUUCUAGCGACCGUGAUGAACUUGUGUGGCGUCCUUCCAAAUCAUGUCUUAAAGACCCGAUUCCCUUGUCAAAGGAGGUCCACGAGCUAGAUAUUCAGUCAUCCCGCAACCUGAGCAUCAUUCAGACCGUCAAGGAUACUCUUGCCAACAGGGGAUGGACUACUCACAUCUCUGGUGAAGUUCUUCUUCGUCCAGCAGAAAACUCAUCGCCGGCCAGGAUUGAAGUCGAGUAUAUCUCCAACACGGAAGAGCUUUCCGUUGAGUUGAGCAUGAAUAAGACAUCGCAACUCGUCGAGUUGAUUGUGCCGCGAACGAUUGACUGGAAGUUCACUGACAAGGCUCCUUGUAUCCAAAUCCGAGCUACUAUUUGGGCGCCUCGCGCGGCGAUUAUCAACGCUCUUACCAUCAGUACUGUGCAGCUUGAUGUCAAUAUCGCAAAGGGCUUCGUGCUUGGAGCUUUGGACGGGGUCAAUAUCCGAACUGUCAGUGGCGAUAUCAAUGCGCCUGCUAUCGAUGCAAGCAGCACAAACAAGGACCUUGUUCCAUACACCAUUUCUUCUCGUGAAAUCCGUGUCCAUACGACCAGUGGGCAAGUCAAGGGAUGGUAUCCUCUCUACGAUCUUCUCGAUAUCGGAACUGUCUCAGGCGACAUCACGACCAACAUCGGACCCAAGCCCGCCAACCCGCAGUACGUUCGACCAGCCACAUUCCGAGUGCGGUCAGCUUCUGGAACCAUCAAGGUCGACGAGCCUAUCGACAAAGCUCAGAAAGCUUCCCGCCCUGAUCGCGAGUUCCCACCGCGCGACUACACAGUAGACAUUAUUACGGCUUCAGGAGAUAUCAAAGCCGACGUAGCUGCCAGUUCAUCUGCAUCCUUCAAAUCCCAAUCAGGUGAUCUGAAUCUUCGUGUUUGGCCUGUGCUGGAUUCGAGUUUGUUGAUAGCCGCCGCGGGCAAGCCAUACCUCGAGACGGACACGAAGAGUGGGACUACCCAAGUCAACCUCCUCGAACCUCUGUGGACAAGCCUUGCUACCAUCGGCGGAGCGAUUCCUCCAUUCGAGCCCUAUGACCCAAAAACUGGUCAUGAACCAUACAUUGUUCUUAGAGAAGACUCUGACGUUGCUGAAGUCAAAGUCAGCAAACCAGCUUUCUCGGUCCUGCAGUCGAAGCACAAGUCGAUCAGUGGGAGCAUCAACCUCUCCUAUCCCGCAUCGUGGGAGGGCGUUCUCUUCGCGCAGUCCGCCUCGGGCUCGCAAAAGUUCCAGGGUAAGGGAUUGCAGAUUGAAAAAGAGGGAGGAACAUUUAUGAAGAUCAUCAGGGGACGAAAAGGAACGGGUUGGUCUUCCCUUGAGGUCAACAGUGUAUCUGGAGACCAGGUGGCUGUGAUUGGAGAGAGAGACCAUUAA
Messenger RNA from Fusarium coffeatum, 2142 nucleotides. RefSeq lists its product as uncharacterized. Bases 1 to 2142 code for a protein of 713 amino acids. Lineage: Eukaryota; Fungi; Ascomycota; Sordariomycetes; Hypocreales; Nectriaceae. The record is from RefSeq and is a predicted model, not a curated record. The transcript has 2 exons.